UCUCCUUUCCCUCCCCUCCCCCUCCGUCCCUGACUCCCUGCCUUCUCCCCUCCCCCAAAUCUGGGAUGACCCCCAUGUGCUGUGGGCCCCGCUCCACUGGGGUGUAGGCUGGACCCUCCCUGCCCCUGCUCCUGCUCCUCUGCGUGCCCCAGGGCCAGGACUCGAUUCCUUCUGCCAUCUGUCUUGGCGGGACCGCCUCUGCCAGCUCUCCUGGGCAGUGGGCAGGUUUAUGGGGCGGCCCCUGCACUGUUCCAUUGGUUCCUCAGAAUUGUCUUGUGAGAAGGAGCAGCCUCUGUGGAAGGGAGAAUGGCACCUGUGCUCCUGAUGGCCAGGGCUCUCCAGGAGCCAGUGACCUUCCAGGAUGUGGCGGUGGUCUUCACACAGGAGCAGUGGGGAUACCUGGACCCUUCUCAGAAGGAGCUGUACCGGGACGUGAUGCUGGAGAACUAUCAGAACCUGCUCUGCCUGGGGCUGGCCAUGUCCAAGCCUGAAGUGAUUCACCAGCUGGAGCGAGGGGAGGCUCCUUGGAGGCCAGAAGAGAAAGGGCCACAGAGCACCUGUCCAGAUGGGGAGGUGAGGCCUGAAACCAAGGAGUCACCCCCAGAGCUGGGCAUUUCUGUGGAGCAGUCAUCAGGCCAGGACAGACUCAGGAGGCAUGGUCUCUGUGUCUCCAGCUGGAAAGAAGCCUGGGCACGUGGUGCCAGAUUAGGGAGGCAGCAGAGCAUUGAGGAGAGAAAUCCUCAGCAAGUAGUGAAGGGCCCUGAAUGGCACAAUUAUGGCCAGAGCUCCAGGCCAGAACCAAAGCUUUUCUCACAGCAGAGAGUGUCUAUGGAAAAAACUCUCCACAAGUGUGAUACAGAAUGUAGUAGAAUCUGCUCAAAGGAAAUGUUUUCUAAGUAUGAUGAAUGUGGGGAUUCCUUCAAUUCUAAAUCAGAGUGUAUUGACUAUCAUAGACUGUAUAAUAGACAGCAACUUCAUGAGCAUAAUGAAUAUGGGAAGGCCAUCAAACUAAGCCCAUCCAUUAGUUUAAAUCAAGCAAUUGACAUUGAAGAGAAAACCUCUGAAUAUGAUGAAUUUGAGAAGACUUUUCCCUUGAAUAUACAGUUGAUUGGAUACCAGAGAGUUCACACUGGAGAAAAACUUCAUGAACACAAUGAAUAUGGGAAGUCUUUAGCCCAUAGUUCAUCUCUAACUUCUUAUCCAAAAAUUCAUGCUGGAGAGAAACCUUAUGAAUGUAAAGAAUGUGGGAAGGCUUUUGGUCACAGGACACAGCUUACUGUACAUCAGAGAGUUCAUACUGGAGAGAAACCUUUUGAAUGUAAAGAAUGUGGGAAGGCUUUUGGCUACAAAACCAAGCUUACUUUACACCAGAGAAUUCAUACUGGAGAGAAACCUUACGCAUGUAAUGAAUGUGGGAAGGCUUUCUGUGUGAGAACAGAUCUUACUCAGCAUCAGAGAAUUCAUACCGGAGAGAAGCCUUAUAAAUGUAAUCAAUGUGGAAAGGCCUUCCGCGUGAGCAAAGAGCGCAUACGACAUCAAAGGAUUCAUACUGGAGAGAAACCUUAUGAAUGUAAUGAAUGUGGGAAGGCCUUCAGUGGGAGAGGACAACUUACUCGACAUCAGAUGAUUCAUACUGGUGAGAAACCUUAUGAAUGUAAUGAAUGUGGUAAGGCCUUUGGUGGGAGAGGACAUCUUAUUCAACACCACAAAAUUCAUACAGGUGAGAAACCUUAUGAGUGCAAUCAGUGUGGGAAGGCUUUCAGCCGGAGAGGACAUCUUACUCGACAUCAAAGGAUUCAUACUGGAGAGAAACCUUAUGAAUGUACUGAAUGUGGGAGGGCUUUCAGUCGUAAAGGACAUCUUAUUGGACAUCAUAGAAUUCAUACUGGAGAGAAACCUUAUGAAUGUAAUGACUGUGGGAAGGCUUUCCGCCUAAAAGAUCACCUUAUUCAGCAUCAGAGAAGUCAUACUGGAGAGGAGCCUUAUCAGUGUAAAGAAUGUAGGAAGACUUUCUCUGUGAGUACAGAUCUUAUCCGUCAUCAGAGAAUUCAUACAGGAGAGAAAUCUUAUGAAUGUAAAGAAUGUGGGAAGACCUUUUAUAUGACCAGAGAUCUGAACAGACACCAGAGAAUUCACAUUGGAGGGAAACCUUAUGAAUGUAAAGACUGUGGGAAAGCCUUCCGCCUGAGACAUCACCUUAUUCAACAUCAGAGAAUUCAUACUGGAGAGAAACCUUAUAAAUGUAAUGAAUGUGGGAAGGCCUUUGGCCACAGUACAUAUCUCACUAUACAUCAAAGAAUUCAUACCGGAGAGAAACCUUAUGUAUGUAAUCAGUGUGGGAAGGCGUUUGGCCACAGGACACAGCUUACUGUACAUGAGCGAAUUCAUACUGGAGAGAAACCGGAAUGUAAAGAAUGUGGAAAGGCCUUCCGCCUCAGCAAAGAGUGUACAAGACACCAGAGAAUUCAUAUUGGAGAGAAAUCUUACGAAUGUAAUCAAGUUGAGAAGGCCUUCAGUGGGAGAAGACAGCCUACUGAACAUCAUGUUCAUAUUGGGGAGAAAACUUAUGAAUGUAAUCAGUAUAAGAAGAUCUUUAGCUGAAGAGGAUGGUAUGAAUGAGAAAAUUCAUACUGAAGAGAAAUCCUAUGAAUGUAAUGAAUGUUGGGGGGUGGGGGUGAGGGGGGCCCUUCAGCCAGAGAGUUUAACAUCAGAGGAGACAUGCAGGACGGAAGUGUUAAAUGAAUGUUACAAAUUUCAGAAGACUUUUUGUUGGAACAGAGUGUACCUGACACCAUAGAAUCCGUAUUGGAGGGAAACCUAUUAGAUGCAAUCAAUGUGAGAAAGACUUUCUUUUUAAAUACAUCUUUUUAAAAAAAAUUGUGUAGGUGUGUGUGUGUGUGUGUGUGAGAGAGGCAAUUGGGGUUAAGUGACUUGCCCAGGGUCACUCAGCUAGUAAGUGUUAUGUGUCUUUUUUAAAUACAUCUUAUCCAACAUGAAAGAAUUCAUAGAAUAGAGACCUAAUGACUGCAGAGAGUGUGGGAAAGUCUUCUAUGUGAAGAUAAAUCUUGUCAGACAUCAGAAUAUUCCUAUGGGAGAGAAACUAUGAGUGAAUAUGGGAAGGUCUUCCACCAAGAGAUCACUGUCAACACGAGAAAAUUCAUACCAGAAUUAUGCUUUAUUAAUCUAAUGAAUUGACAAGGUCUUUGGCUUCAGAAGACAGGUUACUGAACAUCAGAGAAUUUAUACUACAGAGAAACCUUUUAAAAAUAUAUGUAGGAGAGUUGCCAUCUGAGCACAGAAUUUAUUCCACGUCAGAGAAUUCUUAUUAGAAAGGAACUAUAUCAAUGUGAUGACUUUGGGAAGGCUUUCCACCUCAAAAAUCGCCUUAUUCAGCAGAAGAGAAGUCCUUCUGGAGAAGAACUUUAUGAAAAAUCUAGGUAGAAGGCCUUCCCUGUGCACAGGGUUUACUUGCCAUUAAAGAGUUCAUAUUAGAAGAAACCUUAGAAAUGUGAUGAUGUGGGAAGACCCGUGUGGAGGCUGUUCAGCCCCUACCUGAGAAUUCAUCCUGGAGAGAAAACUUAGGAAAUUAAUGUUUAUAGGUGAGAGAAACCACUGUGAGAAGGCCACCUGCUUGACUGGACAGCUCACCCAAUAGCACAAAUGCCAAAGUAGACAAAAGGACAAGGAUAACAGAAGAUCUUUUACCAAAUACAGAGCUUUGUUGGCCUCACAGUAUUAGCUGUAAUGACUUUGAGAAGACUUUCUGCUGGAAUGAAUCCUUUAUCCCACACAAGGCAAUUAAUUCUCGAUAAAAAUUUUAUGAGUAUCAAAUAUUCUGGGGAUGUUCCUUUGGCCCAGGAAUUCUUCACCUUUUCUUGUGUCAUAGAUCUCUUGUGUUGACAUGGGUACCUGUUGGCUUAUGGACUCCUCAGGAUAAUGUUGCUGAAUGAAUAACAUAAAAUCCAUAGGGUUACAAGGGAAAUCAAUUAUAUUGAUAUAUCAUGAAAAAAAAUUUUUGGAAGCUCUUUGGCCCCAAGUUUAGAACUCCUGCUCUAGAAGGCAGGACUAGACUGGGAAGAUUAUUGUGUCAGUUUCAAUGGUUCCAUUUUUUAUUUCUCUGUAGCAGUGCCUACAAGUCUUUAGAAUUCCUCGUAUUCACAAUUUCUCAUGCCAUGGAAUAAUAUUCCAUUACAUUUGGUGCCACUGUUUGGCCAUUCCUCCUAUCAAUUUACACUGACUCAGUUUCCACUGUUUUACCACUACAAAAGUGCUGUUAAUAUUUUCAUGUAUUUGAUUAGGAAGAGAUGAUACCCUGUGUGCUAGGUCGUUUAAUUCUGGGCUCAGUUCAUCCUUUUUGCCUACUUGCAGUGUCUUUCUAAGGUGUGUAUGUCUGUGUGUCUGUAUGUAACCAUACAUAUAUAAAUGCACACAUGUGCACAUACACUGAUGGUCAAGCUCUAUAGGCUGUCCACCUAACUUAGCAUCUAGACAAAAGAUGUUCCUCAUCUACAUGGUUUUUCACUAUGGUUAGAUCACACUUUUGAGUGGUUAUAGAUCUUAUGUGUCUAGUGUCCAGUGUCUCUGCAGGGUUGAGGAGCUAGAUGCAGCUAGAACUCUCCAGGAAUCUCUUUACCUUGGACUUGGUGCUGGAUCUCCUUAUGAGAGUAACAAAGAUAAGUGACUUUUGGGAGGAUUUAUCUCCCUCUUGUGUCUCACCUGAUAGUAACUCUGGAGGGUCAUCAAACAUGGUUUCAUGGCAUUUUUCACAAUUUUGAUGUGAUAACGGGAGACGUAGUUGGAAGAGAAUCUUUAAGUCAGCAUUUUGCUUUUAGAAGCAGAGCUUCUAAGAAUUGGGAGACAUUUCCAAAUUACUUUCCUCUGUUUAGACCACAUCUUAAGUAUCUUGAGAGAAAAUGGAAUGGGAAAGAGGUUUGAAAGACCUAAAGACUAAUCAGUGAAAUGACCAAUCAACUUCAGAAGACUGGUAAUGAAGCAUUGUUCCUACCUUUUGGCAGUAAAGGGGUGUGCAGGAUGAGAUGUAUGUUAUAUGUUGUCAGGCAGAGCCAACAUGUGAACUUGUUUUGCUAUAAUUAUGUUCUAUAAAGGAGGAUUUUUAUUUUUUUGUGAGGUGUGACAUUGUAUGUUUCAGUUAACACGCUUUAAAAACAGUCUAUUCACAUUAGAGAUUUACAGUUUCACAUGCAAUCUGUGUUCUUUGUAUAUUGGAAUGUUCAUGUGUGUUGAUGUUAAAGUCACAAUAAAAAUAGAAAUGAGAGAUACAGUAGUAUAUAGGAGGAGCCAACCUGUGGAUUUGGUAAUCUUGAUUUAUAGAAUAAUCAUCUAAGAAAGGAGAAGUUUCUGGUGAGGAAACCAUUUAUCUCAAUGAGGGUCUAGAAAUGGUAUUGUACAAGGAUUUGGGGAGGAGAUAGAUUCGUG
Messenger RNA from Vombatus ursinus (common wombat), 5436 nucleotides. RefSeq names its product zinc finger protein 345-like. The coding region runs from base 307 to 2601 and encodes 764 amino acids. The transcript is spliced from 5 exons. The record is from RefSeq and is a predicted model, not a curated record. Lineage: Eukaryota; Metazoa; Chordata; Mammalia; Diprotodontia; Vombatidae. Gene Ontology annotation, biological process: regulation of immune system process; regulation of cytokine production; negative regulation of transcription by RNA polymerase II.